This is a messenger RNA of Cimex lectularius (bed bug), 653 nucleotides long. RefSeq lists its product as uncharacterized. Lineage: Eukaryota; Metazoa; Arthropoda; Insecta; Hemiptera; Cimicidae. The record is from RefSeq and is a predicted model, not a curated record. The coding region runs from base 1 to 636 and encodes 211 amino acids. Gene Ontology annotation, molecular function: protein dimerization activity; DNA-binding transcription factor activity, RNA polymerase II-specific; RNA polymerase II cis-regulatory region sequence-specific DNA binding. Gene Ontology annotation, biological process: regulation of transcription by RNA polymerase II. Gene Ontology annotation, cellular component: nucleus. The transcript is spliced from 2 exons.
AUGGGCGACACCUAUGAGGGAAAGGUGUUCGGACACAAGUCGAAAAUGCCCAACCUUGGAUAUGUUGCAAAGGAGGCUGAGGGUGGUAGGCCUUCUCGGCUUUUGAAGAAUAUCCACACGAUUCGAACACAUUUUUCUACGGUAUCCGUGCUAUCGGGCACUUUUUGUUUUGUUUAUUUUAAUUUGCCACUAAGGACAAUCGACCGGAAACAGGGCCGUGAGAGUGCGGGCUUCUAUUUAUCGAAGACACGUGAAAUUGCGUCUCUUGGGAGGGAGGAGAAAAUACGAAUCGAAGAUAUCCACCAGUACGAAGAGGACAUCUCGAGCUACUGCAGUUUGAGCGGCGAGGGAUCCGAAUCGCCGGUGAGCGCGAGAGUCCACCACAACGGAAGUUCCGCGGCCGGGGCGGGGAUGGAGCAGGAGAAGAGGAUCCGGAGGGAAAUCGCCAACUCCAACGAGAGGCGGAGGAUGCAGAGCAUCAACGCCGGCUUCCAAUCCCUGAGGACGCUCCUGCCGCAUCACGAAGGAGAGAAGUUAAGUAAGGCUGCAAUCUUAAACUGCGGAGUACAUAUACCAACUAGAACAAGAAAAGACAAGACUUCUGUCGCAGUACUGCCACCUCAAGAAACUACUUAACUAAUACGAAGGCGAAG